AUGCUCCUCAUUUUUAACUUUAAAUACCUCGUUUUAUUUGUGACAGCUGGAGCCUGCGUUUCUGAGAUCGUGAAUGGGAAACUCGUCCAAGUUGGAAAUUGCGAGAAAAACGAUGGGUCCGAUAUCGUCAGACUGAUCAAGAAGAGUCGUGAUGAUAAGAAAAAGGCUGAAAAUAAGUGUGAUGUCACAUACAAGAAAAAAUGCUACCGAAUAGUCGUGUAUGAUAGGCAGAACAUCAAUUUAAACAAAGCUGAAUCAAUCUGCAAAUCAAUGAACGGAAAACUUGCAAAUAUUUACGACCUCAAGCAUUACCAGCUGCUGCGCACUCAUCAACGUUCAAUGAUUCCUGCUGGCCGGUCAGGGAUUGCAACCUGGACCGGGAUGAAGUAUAAGAACAAUCAGCUUUUACUGUCAAGUGGAGAACCCAUCACUAUAGCAAAAGAAGUCUGGUUUUAUACUUUUCCGGAAUCCACUACAUCAAACACAAAAGUUGCUGUUUAUGUCAGAAAAGAAACAGUGCAAGAGCAUCGAGAGAAUCAAUCUGAACUAAAACAACAAUGAAACAAGAACGGUUUUCAAAAACCUUUGAAUCCUUCCACUGCUGACUUAUACAUUGUUCUUUUACUAUUAUUCUAUCAAUAAUCUUAUAAACCAUGCUUUGAAUUGGUCGUCUUGUCUAUUGAAACCUUUUUCUCAGUAAAUAAAUUCAUAGCUGUCUCCAUAUUUUUUCUGUAUAUAACAAAACAUGAUAAUAAAUAUUA
Messenger RNA from Styela clava, 761 nucleotides. RefSeq lists its product as uncharacterized. Lineage: Eukaryota; Metazoa; Chordata; Ascidiacea; Stolidobranchia; Styelidae. The record is from RefSeq and is a predicted model, not a curated record.